AUGUUUAUCAGCAUUUUCCGAUACUGUUUAAAUGAUCCAUCAUCUUCAGUUUCAUCAGACUGUAGACACUACUUGUAUCUUUCUGACAAAAUCCUUCACCCUUCAGUGCCUGCACUGAGAGUAUAUGAAAAAAGCAGUGGAGCCAGUAUGUUCAAGACAAAGUCUACUGGCUUUUUAGGUGAAAAUUCUUCUGUUGAGUUUGUUGAUAUUCAAAACAGCGUCAUCCCAAACCUUACAAGUUAUGCAAGUAGUAGAACAGAACUUACAGAUACUUCACUCAGUCGUGAAAUUGAUAAUUUGGAAACAGCAAGAGAUAUUUGCGACACAUCUUCUGAAAAGGUAUUCUCGUUAGUUAGUAGCAAUAUUCCUGUUUUGGAAAGUUAUACAAAAUCUAACUCUGACACUGAAACAAAAAAGGAAAGUGUGGCUGAAAUUGAAUCAGAUGUUUGCAUGGAGACUGAGGAUGAAUUUCCUGCUUCUGCUCCUCAGCAAGAUCUGUCAUUUGAAAAGGCUAAGGUUGUUGUUGAGAGUUUUAGAGAUGAAAUCAAAGAAAGAAUUUCUGAUGGUCACCCUGAAAAUGAUGGGUUUGAGGCAAAACGCCCAAAACUAGAUAAAGGAUUGAUCGAUGACAAAACAGAAAAUAAUCCUGAAAUGCAAUUUGAAAAUUCUAUUCUGAUUAACAAGGUUGGUAUAGAUGGAAAGAAAAAUGCAGAGUUAUCUGAGAAUGUGACACCAGCAGAGGAAACAACAAGUAAUGGUGAUGAUGAGACAACUGUAUUAUUGAAAUCUUUUGUGAACUCAUACCCUGACAGUGAAUAACAAAAUAUUUACUCUGUAUUUUCUUUAUUUACUGUCAUUUUCUUUAUUGCAUCUGGUUAUUCUGCAUUAUAUUGUAACAAUA
This is a messenger RNA of Rhopilema esculentum, 901 nucleotides long. The record is from RefSeq and is a predicted model, not a curated record. Lineage: Eukaryota; Metazoa; Cnidaria; Scyphozoa; Rhizostomeae; Rhizostomatidae.